Molecule: messenger RNA, 2625 nt
Organism: Cydia amplana
Lineage: Eukaryota; Metazoa; Arthropoda; Insecta; Lepidoptera; Tortricidae
Exons: 1
Coding region: 1-2625 (874 amino acids)
Molecular function (GO): nucleic acid binding
Source: RefSeq, a predicted model, not a curated record
AUGAAUGACUGCCCGGCAAAAGGAAAACGAUGUAAUGCCUGCGGCAAAGAAAACCACUUUUCAAGCGUCUGCAUAACCAGCGGUAGGCUCAAGUUAAAACAGAACAAUACCACUAGACAAAUAACAAGGCAAACAGACAGCGACGAUGACAAUUUUGAUGAACAGAGCAUACACACAUUUGCUGUGAAGAGACACAACAACCCAACUACAAAAAUUAUGAUACCAACUCAACUCAACGCAAAAAGGGUCGAAAUGCUAUAUGAUCCAGGAGCAGUGCAUUCCGUAAUUGGAAAAAACCUAUGGAAUUCUAUUGGACGUCCACCACUAAAGAAAUGCAAGAACCUUAUGGCUUACACGGAAGUAGAAAUCGAAACAUUAGGAACAUGCGAGAUAACAGUUAAUGCUUUUAACAUUCAGAAGGUAUUGACCGUUUACGUUACGCUACGAAACGAUAUUCCACUUUUUGGGCUGGAUUGGUGCUUAAGUUUCAAACUACCUUUGCCCCCUGGAGCCAGGCUGUGCAAUAUAAAAACACCUGCAGCAAUAACCUCAACCCAGCACGACACAAAACAUAACAACGCAGUACAGAACAUCCUUCAAGAUUUCAAGUCACUCUUUGACGGUAAACUUGGAACUAUAAAAGGGCAUAGUGCUAAGAUUCACAUACCUAACGACGUGACGCCCAAAACAUUUCGACCUCGCCCGGUACCACUCGCCUUACGUGAACAAGUGAACAGCGAACUACAACGACUAGUCCAAGAAGAAGUUAUAGAACCAGUUGACACUAUGUCGACUCCAAUUGAAUGGGCCUCCCCAAUUGUCAUUGCAAUUAAGGCUAACGGAAGCAUCCGCAUUUGCGCCGACUUCAAAGUUACUAUAAACCAACAUGUCCAAACCGAUGAUUAUCCACUUCCCAGAUUUGAAGAGAUUACAUCAAAAUUGUCUGGAGGACAACUGUUUACAAAGAUCGACCUGAAAGAUGCAUACCUACAACUGAUGAUCCAUCCAGAAUCGCGGAAAUACUUAACGAUUUCAACACAUAAGGGCUAUUUUCGCUACAAACGCUUACCAUUUGGAAUUUCUUUUGCGCCGGCCGUUUUUCAAAGGACAAUGCACCAGAUCCUCAGUGGCAUUGAUGGUGUUGUUUGUUAUCUUGACGACAUUCUUAUAACAGCCCAUAACUUAGAAGAACAUCUAACACGCGUAAAAACGGUACUAAAAAGGCUACAAGACGCCGGAGUGAAAAGCCAAGUAAAUAAGUGCGCUUGGUUACAGGAAAGUGUCACCUUUCUAGGACAUAAAAUAGACGCCAGCGGUCUACACCCGACGGAAGAAAGAAUCAAUGCAAUUAAGAACAUGCCUAUUCCGGCCAACACAACGGAACUCCGAGCACUACUAGGCUCGUUAACAUAUUAUGGCCGUUUCAUAGACAGCCUUCACAUGAGAUGCGCCCCAUUGUACAGACAUCUAAAAAAGAACCAAAGGUGGAACUGGACCGAAGAAGACACAAGAAUAACGAACGAACUCAAAAACAUCCUGACGUCAUCGGACACGCUCGUACACUACGACGAAAACAAACCGAUAUAUCUCAGCAGUGACGCAUCAGAGAAGGGACUUGGUGCUGUUCUAUUUCAUAAAAUCAACGAGACGAUGAGACCCGUGGCGUAUGCUUCGCGAACACUCUCCGACGUCGAACAACGAUACUCGACUAUCGACAGAGAAGCAUUAGGGAUCGUGUAUGCUGUCACGAAAUUCCACCAAUAUCUUUAUGGUAGAAAGUUCAUCCUGUUAACAGACCAUAAACCCCUGGAAAGGAUUUUCAGUCAAGAUCGAGAAACACCCAAAAUCGCUAGCAACCGGCUCCUUAGAUGGGCCAUGAUCUUAAACAGCUAUGAAUAUUCUAUCCAUUACCAGGCAGCACGAGAAAACACCCCCGCCGACGCACUAUCAAGACUACCGAUCGCAUGCAACGACACAACACUAGAAGAAAGAACCGGGCUACCGCAAUUCGCCCACUUACUACAUCUGAGACUCGAGAACAUUCCUUUAACAAAACACGAGCUACAAAAACAAACACUCAAAGACAAGACGCUCAACAUUAUCAAAAAUUAUAUCAUAACGCAUUGGCCAGAUAAGAAAGACCUUUCCAACGGGCUGCACACGUUUUAUGAAAAAAGGGACCAGAUAUCAUACGAAGACGGAAUCUUACUUUGGAACGGAAGACUCGUCAUACCAGAAACACUCCGACCACAGAUCCUGGAAAUGCUACACGACGGCCAUAACGGCAUCACAGCUAUGCAGUCACUGGCACGUCUUCACGUAUAUUGGCCAAACAUUGACAAAGACAUAUUAACUUUCUCAAAAAGGUGCAGUCUAUGUCAGCAGUCCAGAAGCAACACGAAUGAAGCUCCGGUGUUUCCGUGGGGAAUACCAGUCGAGCCUUGGCACAGGUUACAUGUAGACUACGCGGGGCCAUUCUUAGGUCACAUGUGGUUAAUAGUUAUAGACGCCUAUACGAAGUGGCUAGAGGUUGUGCCGAUGAACGUUACAACGACGAGGGCAACAGUGCAGAGAUUAAAGAACAUAUUUGCUACAUUUGGAACACCAAGAUAUCCACUCACAUGA